GCCGCCAUCUUGCCUAGGUGCUCUGACUGGUCCAUUUUAUACAGUCUAUGGUCCAGACCAGUAUCAGACUCGGCAAAAAUGCCACAUUUUUGCUCUGCAUUUGGGUGUACUAACGAGAGAAGUGUUAAAACCAAGCAGAAGGGAAUAACAUUCCACAGUUUCCCAAAAAACACAGAUAGGAGACGGGCAUGGGUAGCAGCAGUGAGGAGAAAGGACUUUGUUCCAAGUGACUCCUCAGUCAUCUGCAGCUGUCACUUCAGACCGGAGGACUUCGACAGGACUGGGCAGACUGUCCGUUUAAGGGACGGAGUGACUCCCUCUGUAUUCAAUUUUCCCGAGUAUCUCUGCAAAGUGCCCAGUACAUCCAGGUCAACCAGGACAUCCCAAGCUGCUCUACAAAGUCCUGAUGUUCAGGUUCAGCCACCAGACAACCAGGAGGAGUCAACCUCAGAUCAUCAGUAUGCCCUUGACCUGAUUGAUGUUAAACGGAAGUUAACUGAGGCACAGGAGAGGGUGGAUGAAUUGCAGAGAAAGUUGCGAAAUGCCAGGGAUCGAGAAAGAAGGCACACUAAAACAGUGAAAUCCCUGCUCCAGGAUUUAAAAGAGAAAAAGCUGCUUACAGAGGAACUGCAGCACACUUCUUCUAGGACCUCUCAAAGCUCCUCUAGGACCUCUAAAAGCUGCUGUAUGACCCCUAAAACUUCCUCCAGGACCCAUAAAACGUUCUCUAGGACCUCGAAAACUUCCUCUAGGACCUCUAACACUUCCUCCAGGACCUCUAAAUCGUCCUCUAGGACCUCUAAACAUCCUCUAGGAACCCUGAAACUCUCUCACGUCCUCUAAAACCUCCUUCAGGACCUCUAAAGCUUCCUCCGGGUCCCCUAAAACCUUGUCCAGAACUCCUAAAAAUAAUACUACUGUACACUGUAUAUAUUUUUUGUAAAUAUGACCUAAUAAUGUAAACAGUUCUGUGUCCAGGCUCUCAUGAGCACUGUGGUGUUAUACAUAUGAGAUUAAAGCAAACUUUUGUGUAAACAUG
Molecule: messenger RNA, 1039 nt
Organism: Epinephelus moara (kelp grouper)
Lineage: Eukaryota; Metazoa; Chordata; Actinopteri; Perciformes; Serranidae
Product: THAP domain-containing protein 6-like
Exons: 4
Coding region: 79-843 (254 amino acids)
Source: RefSeq, a predicted model, not a curated record